This is a messenger RNA of Calypte anna (Anna's hummingbird), 2788 nucleotides long. RefSeq names its product MAP7 domain containing 1 (gene MAP7D1). The coding region runs from base 16 to 2664 and encodes 882 amino acids. The transcript is spliced from 15 exons. The record is from RefSeq and is a predicted model, not a curated record. Gene Ontology annotation, biological process: microtubule cytoskeleton organization. Lineage: Eukaryota; Metazoa; Chordata; Aves; Apodiformes; Trochilidae. Gene Ontology annotation, cellular component: microtubule cytoskeleton.
CUCCCGGUUUCCCCGAUGCAGGGACGCACUUGCUCCGCUGCCAGUGCGGGAGGAUGGCGGCAGCCCCGGGGGAGCUCCAGUAGAUCUGCAGCUGGUCCCGCUCCUGGGACCGUCCCUGAUCCUCCUCGUUUGGGCGACCCGCGUGGCCAGGCAGCCCAGGCUGCUACCGGGAAGCCACCCACCCCGAUGGGAGACAGCGUGCCACCCACUACCUUGCCACCCCCCUUGCCUGGGGAUGCCCAGCAGGGAGGGCACACUCCCCUGCAGCAGGACCAGCCUGUCCCUGCAGCCAUCACCCCUUCCAGAAAGCCUGUCUGCCCUGGACCCCCAGCCAUCACCCCCUCCGGACAGCCCAUCUCAUCCAUCCCUCCAGUAGUCACCCCCUCGGAAAAGACCAUCUCACCCAUCCCUGCAGCUGUCACCCCUUCUGGACAGCCCGUCUGCCCCAGACCCCUGCUCAUGACACUCACCCCUAAGAGCAGCACCCCACAGCAUGACCGACCCAUCCUUCCAGCCGUGACACCAUCGGGACAGCCUGUCCCCCCCACCCCUACAGCUGUGGCUCCCUCGGCAGAGAGCAUCCCCCCACAGUGUGACCAGUCUGCUCCUGGGCCCCCCAAGCUCCCUGCAAAGGAGCACCCCAAAGAAGAGGCAUCUCCACAUGCUUCCAGCCAGCUGGUCCCUGUCCCCGCUGCUGCUGCCCCUUGCCCAGCAGAGACAUUGCCCCAUGGGAGCGAUCUCCCAGCCCCAGCUGCCAGCGAGGAGGCUCCCUCCAAUGCCAAGAGCCCCCUGGGUGGCACAGCCAGGCCCUCCAAGGAUGUGCCUCCCCGAAGUGACCGCACCACCCAGGCUGCAGCCUCCCCGGCUUCUGCUGCCAGCCCCAGGCCCAAGCAAGAUGCCCAGAAAGCCCAAGCAAGGCACAGGCAGGCGAAGGAGCGGCGCGAGGAGCGGGCCAAGUACCUGGCCGCCAAGCGGGUGCUGUGGCUGGAGAAGGAGGAGAAGGCCAGGCUGCUGCGGGAGAAGCAGCUGGAGGAGCGACGCAAGCGCCUGGAGGAGCAGCGGCUGAAGGCGGAGAAACGCCGCGCGGUCCUGGAGGAGCGGCAGAGGCAGAAGCUGGAGAAGAACAAGGAGCGUUAUGAGGCAGCAAUCCAGCGGUCAGCCAAGAAGACGUGGGCAGAGAUCCGGCAGCAGCGGUGGUCCUGGGCUGGGGCCCUGCACCACGGCUCCCCUGGGCACAAGGAUGGUGCGAGCCGCUGCUCAGUGUCCGCUGUAAACCUCCCCAAACACGUCGACUCUAUAAUCAACAAGCGGCUCUCCAAAUCCUCCGCCACCCUCUGGAACUCUCCCAGUAGAAACCGGAGCUUGCAGCUGAGCCCGUGGGAGAGCAGCAUUGUGGACCGGCUGAUGACACCCACCCUGUCCUUCCUGGCACGCAGCCGGAGUGCCGUGACACUGGCUGGGAAUGGAAAGGAGCAGGUGCCUGUGUGCCCCCGCUCAGCCUCCGUCAGCCCCCUCAGCCCUUGCCACAACCACCGCCUGCCACACCGCUGCUGGGAGAGGCGGAAGGGAGCCGGGGCCACCAGCAGCCCCGAUGUGACGCCGCGCCGCAGGACUGAGUCCUCGCCUAAGAAGAAGGAGAAGAAGGAGAAGGAGCGGGAGAACGCCAAGGAGCGCAGCGCCAUGUCCCGCGAGCGCAGCCUCAAGAAGCGUCCGUCACUGCCAGCGGCACAGCCCCGGCUCCGGCCCGCAGCGGACAGCAGCCCGGGCCCCAAGACCCGUCCCUCAUCCCCUGCCACCCCAAAACCCCGCCCGGCGUCCCCCAGCCUGGCCCUCGGCUCUCCUCACAAGCCGCCCCUGCCCCGCAGCGCCCACUCCUCACCCAAGGUGCGGGCCAGGGCUCGGGAGGAGCAGGGGGGGCAGGAGGGACAGGCAAAGACACGCGAGAAGAAGGAGGAGGAGCGGGGUCCGGCCCCCCCGGCCCUCCCCGAGCCCCCCAGGGUGCCUGCAGAGCCAACAGCAGCCCCCUCAGCCCCUGCAGCCCCCUUGGUCCCUGCAGCUCCCUCAGCCCCUGCAGCCCCCACCCCUGUGCCAGCCACCCCCCCAAGCAGACCCCCAGCUGGCACCACGGACCGGGAGGAGGCUUCUCGGCUGCUGGCGGAGAAGCGGCGCCAGGCCCGUGAGCAGCGGGAGCGUGAGGAGCGGGAACGCCGGGAGCAGGAGGAGCGGGAGAGGCGGCUGCAGGAGGAGCGGGCACAGCGGGCAGCGGAGGAGCAAUCCCGCAGGGAGGCCCUGGCACGGCAGCAGGAGGAGGAACGGAGGCUGCAGGAGGAGCGGGAAGCUCAGGAGAGAGCACGGGCUGAGCGUGAGGAGACGGAGCGGCUGCAGAGACAGAGGGAAGAGGCUGAGGCGAAGGCGCGCGAGGAGGCUGAGAGGCAGCGCCUGGAGCGGGAGAAGCACUUCCAGCGUGAGGAGCAGGAGCGGCUGGAGAGGAAGAAGCGCCUGGAGGAGAUCAUGAAGAGGACACGGAAAUCAGACACAGCGGAUGCCAAGGUGGGUGCCUGUCCUCUGUCCUCUGUGGACAUGGGGGACACUCUUGCCCACAGCCUCCAAACCUCUUCACACCUCUCAUCUCCAUGCAGAAAAAAGAAGACAAGAAGGUGGUGAAUGGGAAAGCAGCUGAGCAGGAGGAUGCUCCAGGCCGGGAGAAGCGUGCGGGGCCGAUGCCAAAGGAGGAGGAACUCCCCGAGACAGAGACAUUGAGUGCAGGGACUCCAGGGGGGACGAAGGG